AUGCGAUCCUUCGUGACGUCUGGUGACAUCCCAAUUGGAUAUGUGACGCCCAAGUUCCCGUCACUAUUUUGGCCGAUCAACAACGAAAAAUACACACUAUCAUACCUUUAUUACGUGACCGAUAUAUGGAAAUACACGGUAUUCUGGACUUUGAUCUUGUUUUUGGCGUUUUACGUUGCAGCAGGCUUGUGGGCCAGUUUCUCCCACAGGAAAACUGCAGGCGGUGUUUGGAUAAUGGUUGUUUACGUCGUGGCAGGUGGAUUCCAAGCGCUUGCCGCUGGAACUGUUUCGGGACUAUUACUUGCAGUUACAUACAAAGCAGGUUUGUUCGCUAUGUCAACUUGGAUCCCGUUAUGCUGUUCUGUCGUGCUUAUCCUGUUCCAUGUCAGUACUACUUAUUCGAUGGCGGGUGCUAUCAUUUGA
This is a messenger RNA of Lachancea sp. 'fantastica', 423 nucleotides long. Lineage: Eukaryota; Fungi; Ascomycota; Saccharomycetes; Saccharomycetales; Saccharomycetaceae. The record is from the annotation of a GenBank genome assembly.